Messenger RNA from Desarmillaria tabescens, 2243 nucleotides. RefSeq lists its product as uncharacterized. NCBI's taxonomy places the organism in Eukaryota, Fungi, Basidiomycota, Agaricomycetes, Agaricales, Physalacriaceae. Gene Ontology annotation, biological process: rRNA processing. The record is from RefSeq and is a predicted model, not a curated record. Gene Ontology annotation, cellular component: nucleus. The transcript has 14 exons. Bases 117 to 2243 code for a protein of 708 amino acids.
ACACCAUCAUCCACUACGGUCAUCUGCACUGGUACCUAUUAGUUCCUCCAAGAUUCUUUGGAAACUGUAUCAAUCGAAGACACUGUAGAAAGAUCUACUGCGUGCACCAGCCCACGAUGCCAAAGAGUGCCAAAAGACGAAAAGACAAGGCCGCUGAUUUCACAAAAGCGAAGUUAAAGCUAGGAAAGGGAAAGCAGGUUGCCGGCAAUGCCAUAGACACGUCGUUCAAGGCUCGUUCGAUUGCCUUGCCGUCGCAGAGCAUUACAAAGGACAAAGACAACUAUACACCGACGACGAAACGGCGUUUAACGUUUGACGAACUCGUGGCUCAUACUAAACACUACGGCGCUGCAACUCGCAAAGAUGCACUUGCAGGCUUUCGAGAGUUAUUUGAAACGUACCCCCAUAUCAUAAAUGAAUCACUAACAACGUUGUUCAAUUCAUGCGUUCGACUGAUCGGAGACGAGGAUGCGGGGGUUCGAAAGGCUCUUUUAUCUUUUUUUACUUGGUUGUUUCCCCGGAUACCAAAGGAACAAUUAAUCCCCCAUGCACCUACCCUCCUGCUCUUCACUUCCUCCGCGCAAACCCAUAUUUUCCCUGAAAUUCGUAUUGACGCCAUCAAAUUUCUAGACUUGCUCCUGAUAUAUAUACCGGAGCCAGUCACUUCUGGAUGGAAUCAAGGUGGCGACAAGCACGGGGCAAGAGUCUUAGAAGGUUAUCUCGGUUUGCUGAACGCGGGAACAAAGUUCGGAGAAAAUGACGGGCCCAUUAGAGCAACGUCAACUGCUAGCGUUGUACUGACCGCAGCUUCGAAGCUGGUAGUAUUACGAUCUCUUGCUACAUUUUUGCGUCAAGCCCUCUCCCUAACGUCACGCAGUGAUCCCCGCUGGUAUUUUGCGUCUUCAUUUGAUUCACCCGCUUCGUACGGAGCGUUUGAGCAGUUGCUUCGACCCUCUUCUACUUACCAAGACCAAGAGUUUCCCUGUCGCAGGUGGCGUGAUGAAUCCGACGAUAACACCGGGGAUGAAGAUUUCGUACUCAACGAGCCCAGGCCAUCGUCUUCAUCGAUGGGCGCCCAUCAAUACUUACCUGAUGUGCUCAACAUGUCUGAAGAUCUCUCGGCCUCGCAUGCACCUGGGAACAUCGCCUUCAUCAGUAAUCUGGCUCGAGCCCUGCAAUCGACGCUUGUAUCUACCUUUUUAGAUUACGCCCCAGCUGUGUUUUCUCCUAGUUCAAAUCCUCCAGAGGUUGAACUCGAUCUGAUUCUGGCAGUUUCCGACAGUGUUCGCAGUAUAUACGGAGAAAUUUCUCACAUUCAAGACACAAAAAACUCAUCGUUACUAGAGAACCUGACAAGUAUUCUCGGUUACAUGACUCCGUUUUUCCCGUUUCGGCCUGGGGGAAAACGCGACAUCAAGAUUGAACAAGCCUUUCAAGACCUCAAUCUUGUUUAUUGUGAACUUACUUCGCUUCUCGUUUUGACGUCUCGAGACGCUGGGUCGCCACUACGGUCGCGACAGCAACGACCGAGCAAAACUGAUAACUCUAAGCUGUCAAUACAGAACGACAUAGUGUGCGACUAUGUUCUUCGGGAACUAUCCGGUGGCAAUGUAUCACCAAAUCAAGUACCGCGUUCGUUGACUUCCGCAGCUUAUACCUCCUUGACGCCUACGAUGUGGUCACUGAUCAAUACUCCUUCCCAAUCAUCAAAUGGUGUUUUCGGGGCCGUUCUUGAGCAUGGAACAGUCGUUUCGGCGAAGUCCGCCCUUAAGAAGCCUACGGUCGAUUUUAUAUCGCGGUUGAUACUCAUGAACACCGAUCGCUAUUAUCGAGGCCAUUUUAAGAUUGGCCAAAUAUCGCAGCACUCGAAGCUUGUUGAUUGGAUAGAGGCACUGCCCAAAACCCUAUGGGAGUUGGGUAACACCGAUCUUGCAUUGUCGGAGACCAUCUUGCGAUUCUUGCUUCGACUACUUCAACGCCAGCCCGAAGUACUGCACGAGAAGAUAAGCAGGUCGCUGCGCUCUAGAUUGGUGCCAUUUUUCGUUGUUGAGCAUCCGGUUCGCGGUGAAAUCCCGGGACCGUUCACUAAACUUCCUCAUGGGUCAACAGCGAGGCGUCUAGCACUCGACGUCGUUGCGACCAUGCAAUCGAUGAGUUUUACAGACGACAAGUUGUACUCAUCUGUGAGCAUUGCGGUAAAAGACACGACAGAUGAUACAUAUUGGACUUUGAUCAAUCUAUGA